UUACUUUUGGAUAUUCAUUUCAUCUGUUCAUCAUCAUCACCAUCUUUGAUCUUCAUCUUUGAUCAUAUCCGAUGACUCUCCCAACUAUAACAUGCAAUCCUUCAUCAUCCUGUCCAAGAUUCGCCAAUUUCUGGAGCAAUUGGAAAGGCGCGAAACCAAUCCGUUUACUGAUUUCCAUUGCCGUGGGAUUGAUAAUCUGUUUCGCCGUUCCAAAACCUGAUAAGAUACCGAUUAAAGGAUGGCAACUUCUCUCAAUCUUCCUGACUACAAUCACCGGUCUCAUUAUAAGCCCCUUGCCGGUCGGUGCUUGGGCCUUUGUAUGCCUCAUGGCAUUGGUUGCUACGAGAACUUUAACCUUCGCCGCGGCUUUUGCUGCCUUCACUAACGAUACGAUUUGGUUGAUCGUAACGUCUUUCUUCUUUUCACGCGGAUUUGUUAAGACAGGGCUUGGAGAUCGGAUUGCUAUGUUGUUUGUUCGUGGUCUUGGAAAGAGUACUUUGGGAUUGUCUUAUGGAUUGGUUUUGAGUGAGUUGGUGAUUUCGCCUGCCAUGCCUAGUACAACUGCUAGGUCUGGCGGCAUUUUCUUGCCGAUUAUUAGAUCAUUGGCUGUUUCAGUUGAUAGUCAUCCGAGGGAUGUAACUUCGAGGAAAUUGGGCGCUUAUUUGAUUCAAUCACAGCUUCAGUCGGCUGGUAACUCAAGUGCACUUUUCCUGACUGCUGCAGCUCAAAACUUGCUCUGCAUAAAAUUAGCUCAGGCUCUUGGCGUCCAAAUUCCAAGUGUCUGGACUUAUUGGUUCAAGGCUGCUUUCCUUCCCGCCAUUUUAGCUAUCGCGGUCACUCCACUCCUUGUAUAUAAGCUCUACCCUCCAGAAAUUAAGAGCACCCCGAAUGCUCCUAUCAUGGCUGCAACGAGACUGAAGGAGAUGGGUUCUCCAUCUCUGGAUGAAUGGCUGAUGAUUGGAAUCAUGAUAGUGACUGUUGUCUUAUGGAUGGCAGGAAACGCUCUGAAUAUAGCAAGUGUUCUAGCAGCAAUGAUGGGCCUAUCUAUGCUUCUGCUUUUCGGAGUAAUUGAUUGGGAUGAUUGCCUGAGUGAAAAGUCGGCAUGGGAUACCUUAGUUUGGUUUGCGGUUCUAAUUGGUAUGGCAAACCAACUAACAACCCUUGGUGUUGUGACUUGGAUAUCUGAUGGUGUGGCAAAUACUCUUAGCUCUGGAUCAAUGAGUUUGCCUGCCAAAUUUUUUGUAAUGCAGGCAGCAUAUUUCGGUAUACAUUAUAUGUUUGCUAGCCAGACUGCCCAUGUUGGAGCUUUGUUCUCCGCGUUUCUUGCUAUGCAGUUAAAAUCAACGGUGCCUGGUCGCUUAGCAGCACUCGCGUUGGCUUACAACACUAAUCUUUUUGGAGCAUUAACUCAUUAUAGCAGUGGUCAGGCUGCUGUGUACUUCGGAGCUGGUUAUGUCAACCUAAGAGAUGCUUUUAAAUUGGGUAUUAUUGUGGCCCUUGUUAACAUAGCAAUCUGGGUAGCAGUUUCAAGUUUUUGGUGGAAGCUCGUGGGGCUAUAUUGACCCGUCACUCCUGUUUAUACUUUGUUGAUCGGUACAAAGAAACUGAAGAAGAAGUUAAAAGCUGAAGAACUGUAAAGAAUUUACUUUUCUGUUUUAAAUCACAGUUAUAGAAGACAAACUGUAGUUUUCAGGGGUAGCUAGCAUGAUCCCCUUAAGUUUAGUUUGGGAUCCAAUUCCAAUUUCUUAGUGUUUUUUAACUGUUAAAAUAAAUAACUGGAAUUUAAAUUAUGAAUUAUAAUAUAUAUGUAGUUUUAAAUCUCCAAUUCCAAUAGUUUGUGUA
Molecule: messenger RNA, 1842 nt
Organism: Impatiens glandulifera
Lineage: Eukaryota; Viridiplantae; Streptophyta; Magnoliopsida; Ericales; Balsaminaceae
Product: dicarboxylate transporter 2.1, chloroplastic-like
Exons: 5
Coding region: 72-1562 (496 amino acids)
Biological process (GO): transmembrane transport
Cellular component (GO): membrane
Molecular function (GO): transmembrane transporter activity
Source: RefSeq, a predicted model, not a curated record